AUGCAUUCAGAGUGUUAUUGGUUAUUCCUGCAGACAUAUCACGACAAGCCCGCGCUUGAACGCGUCUGGGUUGCAGCAGCCUGGAGAAUUCCGUGGGUCGUACGCUCUUCUCAAUCCAUGCCACACAUCGGUUAUAUCGAACCAGGGCUGGUAUCAAUAAGCUCUUCCGCUGCAGAAGGCUUGGGUAUACCGCAACUGGCAACCUUGCCAUCUGAGGUUCUUCAGCUUAUAGCUGUUUAUUCACGCGGGAGUCUUGUGUGGAAAUAUACGAUUAUCGAAGCCAGAGCGGAGGAAUUAUCAAGGUGUGAUGAGAGCUCAUCCAAGGACGAUGACAUGCUUUACAAUCUCGGUACUUUCAAAAAAUGGCAUCGAGGGCAGGAUGCAGAGUUCGAUGAGGAUCCGCCCGAGUCUUUUGUGUUCCGGCUCACCGUCGAUUCCCAUGGGCUACUCGACAUAGAGAGACUGCCCAACUGGCCCGAGUAUAAGAGCUGUCGAUACGGACCUUACAAGUACUUCUUUCUUGAUUCUGAUGAAGCGGAACAUACUUGGUUAUAUUUCAGACUUGGCCAUGCGCGGAUGAAACUGAGUCCCUCAUUGUCAAGACCUAUUCAAAUUUGGGACAUCCCAAGUCCACCAAAUCCGACCACCAAAGGCCUUGAGCUUCUCUUGGUACCACGUGGUACAGAUGCUACUUGCAUUCGCACCCUCGAUCUACGCAAUAUCACUGGCAUUACCUUCUUUUACUACAGGGGCACUUUGAUGGGACUCCAUGCUCACACCCCUGAAGACCCGAUAGCGUUGACUACUGUUAAGGACAUCCUUUCAGAUUACGAGCCCAAUUUAGUCUGGAUAUACAUGCCCAUAGCACAUGGCGAUCGUAUCGUGAGGUUUGGCCUGCGGACUUGGAGAAACGACCGCGAGGAACCGGCAAGCCAUCACAUGUGCUUAUUGAUGACCACGAAGCUUGCUGGCGACUUCUCUCUUGGUCCAAAUUUCCAUGAUGAAGAUAUGAAUUACUUCUUUCGAGGAACGCCCACUGUUCUUUUCCACAACACGCCAGCAAAGGGUGGGAUUACACUGUUAGGCUUAGCAGGUGACAAAAAUCAGGAGAAGCUACGCGCUCCUAGAUUCCCCAUCAUCUCCCUCUCGAUAGAUCAGUUGAUUAACGGAGGUGACGCUAUUACAGUGGACAUUCCGCUGAAGGACGCUGUCAGAAUUGACAUUUUCACUGAAAGGGCCACUGGAUACAUGAGAGGUUUUAUUCUUGAGUAUGAGAACGGCGCAAAGAGGUCCGCAGGGCAAUGCAGAGUAGGAGUUGACCCGGUCAUGGCAACCCGUGAUUCGAUCUAUGAUCCCAAUCAUGAUUGGGAUAUUUGGAUGGAUAAUCAGGAUACAGAUUACGAUGGGCACAUCCGUCUACAGGACAAAUGCGACCUUUGCCUUUUCGAUAUGGCACCAGGUGACCUGUCCAUUGCCUUAACAUGCGAAACACAUCUUCGCCCUUCAUAUUGCACCAAGUUAUUCAAAUUUCCCGCCGACAGUGAGACGUUUGAACUUGAAGGAAAGGAUUUGUUUCUAUGCCGGGAGGCUGAUUGCAAUCUGGCAGAUUGGGUUGUGACGAUGCAUGCUUCGUGUUACCAAGUCUUCUUUCAGCAUUACACUCAUGAUAACCCCCUCAACGGUGUGUGGAUCGCCGCAGAAUGGAAACGCUACUUCUUUCCAAGCGUUGGCUUCAAGUUGGAAGACGAGAGCCUCGUAUCAGUGAGCCCAUCGAUUGCCGAAUCGUUGGGAAUGCCGCAGCUGGCUCGGCUGCCCCCAACCCUUGUCCAAGAUAUCAGGUCCAUGUCUCCUGACAGUGAAGUCUGGGCUUACUUGGCUAUCAAAGAUCUUGCAGAGAGGAUUUCAUCUGCAGCUGGCCAACAUGACCUGUCUUGUAUGCUUGACAAAGUCGAGUCUUGGACUAGGGGCGAGGGUGCACCUGUGCUGAGCGACAGCUUUGCUGGGGUUUGGUGUAUGCGGGUCACGAUGGAUCGCCGCGGUAUACGCAACAUUGAAAGAAUCGCUGGUAUGCCUUCUUACGAAACUUGGCGGAGUGAAAGCCUUGCCUUUGCUCUGAUACCCUCAGAUCAAGCAAUGAAAAGUGUGUGUGAUUUCAGGCUUGGGGCGGCUCGUCUUAGUCUUUGGGGUGGCAGGUCAGUCAUGUGGGAUACACCGGGUCCUCCUCCAGCAGGUAGGAUGCAAUUCUUCACCGCGAGUGGUAAAUCGCUGCCAUGCAAUGUGCGUCUGCGCACACUGGACUUGCGCGGCACCAGGGGCCUCACCUUCUUCUACAUUGGGUCUUCUCUACGGGCUGUUCAUUCUCACACGUCCCGCUUCCCAACUGCGUUGACGACAUACGCGCGUUUGUCCGAACACGACCGAAGGGAUGUGGUUUGGGCACAUGUCCCUAUCGCACCCAAUGAUCGGAUUAUCGGAUUAGGUAUCCGAGCAAGUAGCAUGGAAGAUGAUUUAACUUCACCCUCUGUUCUGAUUCGUACUGAACUUGCCGGUGAUAUUGUCAUCGGCCCUCAGCCCAGGCCUGUUUCCCCUGACUUGCCUCUCGUCCUCAUUAAGGAUUACACCUGUGGCGUUAUACCAGAGUCUCUAAUAUAUGGUUUGCCUCCUACUGACGGUGAACACAUCCUUGUCGCGGUGGCAGCAAGGUCACUUGAACCUAACGCAGAAUCCACACGUCGAUUCCCUGGCGCAACAUCAUCAACAAUAAUGCACAGGUGCAGCUGCGCUCUUCUCCGAACCCAGAUACCUCUCCAAGGAACCACCCGGAUUGAUGUAUUCACUUGCAAAGCCACUGGUCUAUGCAGAGGAAUGCUAUUUGGGUACGAGGAUGGGGCCCAGAGGGCUGUUGGUCAAUGCCGCUUGGGAAUUGACAAUGUAACAACCUACAUCAAUCCCACGAGGAUUUGUUACAGCGAUACGAUGCGGGCUCAUUGCUGUGCCGGUGAUGAUAAUUGUUCCAACGAAGAUAAAAUGGACGAAGAAAUUGAAUAUUGCGAGGAGAUAGAAUGUACAGCACAUCAAAGUUCCAGGGUUGAAUGCUCCAGCGGCACAGACGAGCAUCAUCACAACGACAGUGGUGAGCAUAUGGUCUGCGCACCCAUCAAAGGAUACCUCGAUUGCCACUGGGAUGACCGCUGGCUUCGACUGGAUAUACAAGAGCAUGCCCCUGAAGCGAUUGCGGCAAUAAUGCACGUGGAUAUGAACGGCAGAAAUCCCCUCGAAUUCACGGUAUAA
Messenger RNA from Fusarium tjaetaba, 3291 nucleotides. RefSeq lists its product as uncharacterized. Lineage: Eukaryota; Fungi; Ascomycota; Sordariomycetes; Hypocreales; Nectriaceae. The record is from RefSeq and is a predicted model, not a curated record. Bases 1 to 3291 code for a protein of 1096 amino acids. The transcript has 7 exons.